Messenger RNA from Spirodela intermedia, 948 nucleotides. NCBI's taxonomy places the organism in Eukaryota, Viridiplantae, Streptophyta, Magnoliopsida, Alismatales, Araceae. The record is from the annotation of a GenBank genome assembly.
AUGUCGAUGAAGAUGAAGGGCCUGUUGAAGGGCCUGCGGCACAUCUCCCACAUAUUCGGUACGCCCGCGACCCCCUCUCUACCCCACGAUCGAUCGACCGACCAUCUCCGCCAUUGCGGGCGCUCCCAGUCUAGUCUCACGUCUCCCCGCGCGCAGACGCCAAGGAGCAGGAAAUGCAGAUUGGCUACCCGACGGACGUGAAGCACGUCGCCCACAUCGGCUGGGACGGCGCCUCUCUGAACUCCCCCAGCUGGGUCUCUGCUCGCCGCCACGUCCUUCCUCCUCCUCCUCCGCCGCCUGGCGAUCUAAUCCGCUCUUCUCGCCGCCGCAGAUGAACGAGUUCCACUCUGCGCCGCUUGCGACUGAGCCCGCGGCGGACCCGCCUCCCCUGUUCCCUAUGCCAGGGUCCUACGGUCUGUCUGUCUGAGACCGAUCCACUCCUCCGUCACCGUCACCCUGCACGAACCCCUCCCCCCGCCGGUUGGCCGACUGACUCUGCUCGCUCCUGUUCCUCGUGCAGAUCCCGUCCACCAUGGUGGGUGGAACCAGGACUCGGCGCACCCGCCGGCCCUCGCGAAGCCCCUGCGGUGCGGGUCAUCCAGUGCCGCCGCCGUCGUGGAUUCGCCGACCCGCAGGAACCCCCAUCGAAGGAAGCAGCCCAGCGCCGCCGUGGCCGUGGACUCCCCGAGUCGGGAGCCGUCGUCGACGCGGAGGCGCGCCCCCAAGGGAAGCAGCAGCGAAGCCAAGUCGGGGAUUGUCGUCACCCACCCCACCGACUCGCCCAGGCAGGACCUCCCUCUGGUACCCAGAACUGCCCGCAAGAAGAAGCCCCUGGCAGAGGGUCACGGGGGGUCGUCCAGGGCUUGGGUCCCAUCGUCGGAUGGCGCGGGGAUGGCAACGCCGGCGGCGGGAGGCGCCGAUGAUUCUUCCGGAGCGGGGGAGAGUUAG